UGCGUCCACUUCUCCUCGCUCCCUCUCUUGUCUCGUCUCCUCUUUCUCUACUUUAUCUCACUCGUUCUCUAUCCUUCCUUUUUCUUCCCGUCUUUCUUCUAUCUUCUCUUACUUCUCCCUCGCUCGUCCGCCACUCUUUGCUCUUUCGCCAGAUUGUUUCUGAAGGUUGUUGGGACAAACACUAAAGCUGAGAUGGCAAUGAGCGGCAUCCUCCACUGUGACGACAUUAAGAAGGCUCUAGACGCUUUUGCAGUCGCCGAGUCGUUUGACGUUAAGAAGUUCUUCGAGAUGGUCGGCCUGAAGUCCAAGUCUGCGGACGACGUCAAGAAGGUGUUCACGGUGCUGGACGCGGACAACAGCGGCUUCAUCGAGGAGGAGGAGCUAAAAUUCGUCUUGAAGGGUUUCGCCAAAGAUGGUAGAGACCUGACAGACAAAGAAACCAAAGCAUUUUUAAGAGCAGCCGACAAGGACGGCGACGGGAAGAUAGGAGUGGAAGAGUUCACUGCUCUGGUGAAAGAAUAAAUAGCUCCAGAUGACUCCGAACCACAUCCUGACGCCCCGAAGCCCCGCCCACUUCCCUUAUUCCCAUGAUGCACCUGGCUCUCUCGUAGCGCACUAUAGAAACUAGUCCCUGAUCAUUAUUUAUUUGAGCCCUUUUGUACGGCCUGUUCUGUUCAAACGCUAAAGGCAAGUCAAAGAAAGUCCCCGGCGCCGUGUCCACCUCUUCACCCUCUUCACUUUCUUUAGUUUCACUUUCUCUGUCCCUCUCUCUCCUGUCCCUUCAUCCACGACUCCAUCCAUCCCUCCCUCCGCUCUGGUAACGGGCUGUUGUAAAAACAUACCAAACGAAGAAAGAGGUCAAGCUGUGAACAAAUACAAUAAAUUGAAAACAACGAAUCGUCAAAAGUCUCACGUGUCGGUUCUUUUUGGGGAGUUGGAGCGGGACGGGCACAGAUUGCAGCUUUACUUAACGCCUUGUGCUUAUUUUUGCUCAUUUUUACCACGUAUUUGAGCGAAUAUUCUCCAAGUAUACAGAUAUACCGUAUGAGCAGCUCAGGAUUUGCACUGUUCGCAUGGUAGUUGUUUUUACUGUGACGGUAAAACACAUUUUAAAAGCAAUGA
Periophthalmus magnuspinnatus is the source of this 1122-nucleotide messenger RNA. RefSeq names its product parvalbumin 6 (gene pvalb6). The record is from RefSeq and is a predicted model, not a curated record. Lineage: Eukaryota; Metazoa; Chordata; Actinopteri; Gobiiformes; Gobiidae. Gene Ontology annotation, cellular component: cytoplasm; nucleus. The transcript has 5 exons. Bases 193 to 522 code for a protein of 109 amino acids. Gene Ontology annotation, molecular function: calcium ion binding.